Messenger RNA from Penicillium salamii, 720 nucleotides. Lineage: Eukaryota; Fungi; Ascomycota; Eurotiomycetes; Eurotiales; Aspergillaceae. The record is from the annotation of a GenBank genome assembly.
AUGUCCAAAGUCAUCGCUUUCCUGGGUGCCAGCACCGGUAUUGGCCAAGCUGCCCUUGAACACACCCUCGCCGCCGGCUAUCGAUGCCUGGCACUCUGUCGUGAUCCCUCCAAACUCGAGAAAACUUUUCCGCCAGGGUCAAAUCCCAACCUCGAAAUCAUUCAAGGAAAUGCACACGAUGUGGCUGCAGUGGCAAAAUGCCUCCAAACCGACAAUCGCAUCGUCGACGUGAUCGUGACCACGAUCGGGGCCAAGCCUAUCCCACUGAAAAUGACCGUUGAUGACCCAGAUGUCUGCAAGAAGGGCGCAGCGACCUUGCUCGAAGCGCUCGCUCAACUGCGAAGUAGUGGGAUCAAGGGUAACCCACAUAUCAUUGCAUGCAGUACUGCAGGCUUCUCACGCUUUGGCCGCAAUAUCCCUCUCGCGAUGAUCCCUAUAUAUGCUUUGUUUGUACGGGUGCCCGGCGCGGAUAAGGUUGUGAUGGAAGACCGCAUUGCGGCGAGUGGGGAGAGUUUCACGAUCAUCAGGCCCAGUCAUCUUACCGAUGGCGCGUCUGACAAGACUAUUCGGGUGGGGAUUGAAGAUCCUACAAACGGCCCAGUGUCGGAUGUGGUUGGCUACAGUAUCUCCCGGGAAGAUGCAGGCAGGUGGCUGGCAGAGCAUCUCGUGUUGCAUACCGACGCGCGACACAUGAACAAGAAUCUCCUUAUCACAUACUGA